AUGGCGCACCCAGUUCCAGACCUGAUCGCAAAAGUGGGUGGGGUUUGGGCAGGCCAGGACCUACAGAACGAGUUCCAGAGAGAGGUUGCUGAGAUGCUAAAGAGGAACAAUCCAAGAGUAUUCCCAGGAGCCCAGCCUGUGUCUUUUGCGAAGAAGCACCUCGAUGAAUUGAAAACUCAAGACUACUUCGUCUGCGAGAAGACCGAUGGACUGCGAGUCCUGCUGUAUCUUACAGACGAUGGCCAGAACCCUCCCGUAACCCCGGUCGCAUAUCUAAUUGACAGAAGAAACGACUACUAUUGGGUAGACAGACUUCGAUUUCCUCACCAUGAAAACAACCCGACCUACAGUAGAUUCCAUACCCGUACUCUACUCGAUGGAGAAUUGGUCGAAGACAGACAUCCAGAUGGCAGGACUACUAUCAAGUUUCUAGCCUUCGACUGCCUUGUCUGCGACAACAAAGAUAUGAGAGAGAGACCUUUGGACAAGCGGCUGGCCUACCUCAAGGCGUAUAUCCUCAAACCCUAUACCGCUUGGCUGAAAGACUUCCCAGCCCAAGCGUCCCAGCAAGCCUUCAUUUUUGACGACAAGAAGACUGAAUUUGCGUACUCUCUUCAGAGAAUGUUCGAGGAAAUCAUCCCACAAGUCAAGAAACUGCAUGAUCAACACAUUCUUAAGUGGAAGCCCCCUCACGACAAUACGGUUGACUUCCUGAUGCACAUCGAAUGGGCCACCAUAAAACCCGACCUCGGCGAUCCAGACCAAUCACUCCAGCAUGACUACGACUCCCUUCCAGCCGGCAUAGGUCUCUACAUAUACCAUGGUAGAAACAUGGAUUACAGCUACGUGGCUGACUUGUACCUCACCUCCGCUGAGUGGGACGGUCUGAAGCUGCGAGGAGUUCCAUUACAGGACGCGAUUGUCGAAUGCUUCCUGGAGGACACCACUACAUCGGACGGUAGUUCCAGCAAGGAACAGCCUGAUGGACCGGCACACAUUAAAAGAUGGCGACUAUAUAGGAUGAGGGACGAUAAAGAUGAAGCGAAUCACAUUUCCACGUUCGAUAGUGUGAUUGACUCGAUUCAAGACCAUAUCACGGAGCAGGAUUUAUUGAAUCAUGCAGACGCAAUUCGAGCUGCGUGGAAGGCUAGAGACGCGAGGAAAUCUAGUCGUCCGCCUCAGUAG
Molecule: messenger RNA, 1185 nt
Organism: Lithohypha guttulata
Lineage: Eukaryota; Fungi; Ascomycota; Eurotiomycetes; Chaetothyriales; Trichomeriaceae
Gene: CEG1
Product: Dcp1p-Dcp2p decapping enzyme complex alpha subunit
Exons: 2
Coding region: 1-1185 (394 amino acids)
Biological process (GO): 7-methylguanosine mRNA capping
Molecular function (GO): mRNA guanylyltransferase activity; ATP binding
Source: RefSeq, a predicted model, not a curated record